Molecule: messenger RNA, 2226 nt
Organism: Funneliformis geosporum
Lineage: Eukaryota; Fungi; Glomeromycota; Glomeromycetes; Glomerales; Glomeraceae
Source: the annotation of a GenBank genome assembly
AUGUCAAACGGAGGAAAUUCUACGGAGAAGCAAACUCAACCUCCCUCGAGUCAGCCUUCUCAACCUGGACAAACUAACACAAAGCAAGGUGAACAACCUGCAUCAAGCACAAAUAAUGCAAGCAACUUGAAACCGUUUGGUUUCGGAAUAUCUUCAUCAGCAACAAGUAGUUCGCAACCGAGCAUUGCUACUCCGACACAAUUUGGAUCCGCUUCUGCCGCCACAACUACUCUAGCCUUUCCUAAUACUAAUACUAACUCAGGCUUAUUUUCACAGAAUAUUCCGUCGGUUUUUGGUUCCUCUGUAAAUACUUCAACAGCACCUUUUGGAUUCCAAACUACUCCCUCAUUAUUACCUUCACCCUUCGGCACGAUUAAUAAAUCAGUUGGAACCACAACAGGAGCCGUGACAGCAUCACAAUUUGGUUCUUCUAGUUCAAAUGCAACAUUUGGAGGAACUGCAACUCCUAAAUCGUUUGGAUUCGGAGCACCGGUAACGCCUACAGGAACUCAACCAUUUGGUAGUUUCGGAAUAAAAACAACCACUGUCGCUAAACCAUCAGCCGCUACUGCUCAACCAACAACCAGCGUUGCAACUACAACUACUCCUCCAUCGCCUUUUAGUAGUUUUCAACCACCAACCAGCGCUGCAACUACAAAUACUCCUCAAUCGCCUUUUAGUAGUUUUGCCCCUUCUAAAUCAGGAUUUGGAACAUUUGGAGCUGCAAAUCAACCAACGGCAACUACGGGAUUUAAUGGUUUUGGUCAAUCAUCUGCAGCAAAGACAGUUCCAUCGGGAUUUGCCGGUUUCGGCACAACAAACCAACCAUCACCUACUACAACUUCAACUCAAUCACCAUUCACUGCUGCUACUACUUCUCCGACAUCCUUUGGUGGUUUUGCUAAACCAUCAUUCGGAAGUUUACAGCCAAGUAGUACUAGUGCUUUACCCGCAUCAACAACUUCUGGGGCAGGAUUAGGAUUCGGAGGAAUUACAGCUACUUCCACCUCUACCUCGGGUCCGAGUUUUGGCUUGGGAAGUGUGGGAGGUGGUGGCGGCGGUUUCUUGGGUGGGUCUGGAAUUGCAAAGACAACUGCUCCUCCUCCUUCUCCCUUUGGAAAUUUAAAUAGACCAAGCGGUUUAGGCACCACAACAUCAGCUUCCAAUUUACAAACUGGAUUCAACGUUGCAACUACAACAUCUCCAAGUCAAAAUUCAAAUCUUUUUUCUAGACUAAGUAGUUUUGCAUCUACACAAGCAUCUAUUGUUAAACCAUUUUCAGCAUUCAGCACUGGUACAACCACCACAAGCGCGCCAUCAAUUUUCACAGCUUCAGCUUCGACAACAACACCAUCUAUAUCUGUAACAAAACCUUCAAUUAUACCACAGUCCACAUCUGUUGGACUUUUUCAAAAUACGCCAUCGUCAUCCACAAAACCUCAAUUUGGUUUAGCUAGACCAACUUUAAAAGCACCAGUCAGCACAGGUGGAUUUACGACAGGGACACCCAUCUCAAUUGGAGCAACGACGCAACCGUCUACAGUAACAAAUGAAGCAACACCAACUUCAUCAGCUUGGUUAAAAAAUAGCAAUAUUGAAACCAUAAUUAAUAGAUGGAAAAAAGAUUUAGAUAUUUUUCUCAAAAAAUUUCACAGUCAAGCAAGUGAAUUAAGAGACUGGGACCAAAAAAUCAUUGAGAAUUCUGGAAGGAUAGUUAAAUUAGAAGAAGAAUUAAGUAAAGCCGAUUUGAUUCAGUCUGAAAUUGAUUCAGGUCUGGAGAGUAUUGCAACGCGUCAGGAUGAGCUUGAAAAAAUGUUGUCAGAGUAUGAGGUGAAAUUUUCUGAACCAGUAUUGGAUAGUACAAGACCUUUGGAUAAAGAAAGAGAAAAAAAUUAUGAUAUGGCCGAAGAAAUUAAUCAAGAAUUGGGUGAAAUGAGUCAAGUUUUGUCCACCAUUAUUACUGAUGUUAAUCGAUAUGUAAUAAAACCUUCUUUUAGUGAUGAAAUAAACGGAAGCCAAGAAACAGUUGAGAAAGAAGAUAUAGAAGAUCCGAUGGAUGAAGUUAUCAAUAUUCUUAAUUCGCAUCUAACAUCAUUGCAAUGGAUAGAUUCGACAGUUAAUCAACUUACUCAAAAUGUUCAUAAUGCAAAAUUGCUACUUACUCAAACUCAAAGCGAGUUACAACAGCAAAGUGGACAAAAUGGUACCGGUAGUAAUUCCGGAUAA